Cannabis sativa is the source of this 1902-nucleotide messenger RNA. RefSeq names its product inorganic phosphate transporter 1-4. NCBI's taxonomy places the organism in Eukaryota, Viridiplantae, Streptophyta, Magnoliopsida, Rosales, Cannabaceae. Gene Ontology annotation, molecular function: phosphate transmembrane transporter activity. The record is from RefSeq and is a predicted model, not a curated record. Gene Ontology annotation, biological process: transmembrane transport; phosphate ion transport. Gene Ontology annotation, cellular component: membrane.
AAUUAAUUAAGGUAUAUACUAAGAUGCUUUUAAGGUCCUUACAUUAUAUAUAGUGUUCCAAUUCCUUAAUAUUCCUUGACCCAUUCGAUCUCUUCAUUUUCAGAUAUUAAUCCAACAUAAACAGUAAAUUUUUACACAAACGUCUAUACUGAUCAAGGAGAUCAGCAAAGCUAGCCAUGGCGGGUGAACAAAUGGGAGUGCUUAAUGCACUCGACAUGGCCAAGACGCAACUCUAUCAUUUCACCGCCAUAGUCAUCGCCGGAAUGGGCUUCUUCACCGACGCAUACGAUCUCUUCUGCAUCUCUCUCGUCACAAAACUUCUCGGUCGUAUUUACUACACCGACUUAUCCUCAGAUAAGCCAGGAAACUUGCCUCCCAACGUUGCAGCAGCCGUAAACGGUGUUGCUUUCGUUGGAACAUUGACCGGUCAACUCUUUUUCGGGUGGCUUGGAGACAAGAUGGGGCGGAAGAAGGUGUACGGACUAACCCUACUUGUUAUGGUUAUUUGUUCAGUUGCGUCGGGACUUUCCUUUGGCCAAGAUGCUAAGGCCGUCAUGGCGACUCUUUGCUUCUUUAGAUUUUGGCUAGGGUUUGGUAUUGGCGGUGACUACCCUCUCUCGGCCACCAUCAUGUCGGAGUAUGCUAAUAAGAAGACACGUGGCGCUUUUAUAGCUGCUGUUUUCGCCAUGCAAGGGUUUGGAAUUCUUGGGGGUGGAAUCAUAGCUUUGAUUGUCUCUGGUGCCUUUAAAGCAAAAUAUGAUGUUCCUGCUUACAUUGAAGAUAGAGCAGGGUCACUCGUUCCCCAAGCUGACUAUGUUUGGCGUAUAAUUCUCAUGUUCGGUGCUUUUCCAGCCGCAAUUACUUAUUAUUGGCGUAUGAAAAUGCCUGAAACUGCUCGAUACACAGCUCUAGUUGCUAAAAAUGCUGCACAAGCAGCUGCAGACAUGUCUAAGGUGUUACAAGUCGAGCUUGAAGCUGAUGUGGAGAAGGUAGAGAAAUUAUCCCAAAAGGGUAACUCCUAUGGACUCUUUAGUAAAGAAUUUGCUCGUCGCCAUGGCCUCCACCUCGUUGGAACAACAACCACUUGGUUUUUAUUAGAUAUUGCCUUUUAUAGCUCGAAUCUCUUCCAAAAGGACAUUUUCACCGCCAUUGGUUGGAUUCCUGCGGCCAACACAAUGAAUGCUAUUGAAGAAGUAUUUAGAAUCGCCCGAGCCCAAACCCUAAUUGCUUUGUGUAGUACUGUCCCAGGUUAUUGGUUUACUGUUUUUUUUAUAGAUAGUAUGGGAAGAUUCGCCAUUCAACUAAUGGGUUUCUUUUUUAUGACGGUGUUCAUGUUUGCCCUAGCCUUUCCUUACCACCAUUGGAAAAAGAACCAUAUCGGGUUCGUGAUUAUGUACUCUUUGACUUUUUUCUUUUCUAACUUUGGACCCAAUGCUACCACUUUUGUUGUCCCGGCUGAGAUUUUCCCAGCACGACUGAGAUCCACGUGUCAUGGGAUAUCAGCUGCGGCAGGAAAAGCUGGAGCAAUAGUGGGAGCUUUCGGGUUCUUGUACGCAGCCCAAGAUAAAGAUCCAUCAAAGACCGAAGCUGGUUACCCACCCGGUAUUGGAGUUAAAAAUGCCCUAAUUAUGCUUGGAGUUAUAAACUUUCUUGGAAUGGUGUUUACUUUUUUGGUGCCAGAGUCAAAAGGAAAAUCACUUGAAGAGUUGACUGGUGAGAAUGAAGAUGGGGAGAUGGAACCCACUCCUGCAAGUACUGUUCGUACUGUUCCUAUUUAAAAUAGUUUUUUUUUUUUUAAUUACAUUAAUUUAGCUUAAUUAAACUAAUAAUAAUGAAUUAAAAUAUGCAAUAUUGUUGGAAGCCUUUUGCUACAUAUAUAAAAUACAUAAUUCCCUUUGGAUU